CUCUCUUUCUCUCUCUAAAAAAAGCUUCAUCUCAUCUGCCAUGGCGAUUAUGAUCUUUCUAGCAACUCUUUUAGCCAUCUUUGUUUCAUCUUUUGCAAAGAUGGCAUAUGAUACUCUCUCUUUCUACUGGCUUACCCCUAGAAGAAUCAGGAAGAGGAUGGCCGAGCAAGGCGUUUAUGGCCCCGACCCACGACCCUUCACUGGAAACAUCCUCGAUGUCGUAGAGCUUGUGAAGAAAUCCACAGCUAACGACAUGAGCUCCAUCAGUCAUGACAUCGUUGAUCGUUUGUUACCCUAUUACUCUACAUGGACAAAGCAAUACGGAAAGAGGUUUAUAUAUUGGAACGGGAUGGAUUCGAGGCUGUGUUUGACGGAGAUGGAGUUGGUGAAGGAAGUAUUGGGGAAGGGCAGCAAUGUGUGUGGGAGGUCAUGGAUGCAAAGACAAGGGACCAAACACUUCAUAGGGAAGGGAUUGUUGAUGGCAAAUGGAGAAGCUUGGCAUCAUCAACGUCACCUGAUUUCACCUGCGUUUAGAGGGGAAAGGCUCAAGAGCUACGCGGGGUUGAUGGUGGAAUGCACCAACAAGAUGAUCCAAUCCUUGGAGGCCCAAUUGGAGGAGGGCCAGACAGUGUUCGAAAUUUCUGAUUGCAUGAAACGCCUCACCGCCGACAUCAUUUCCCGGACUGCGUUCGACACAAGCUCCGACAAAGGCAUCCAAAUCUUUGAUAUGCUCACUCAGCUUCAACACCUCUGCGCACAAGCCAGCCGCCACCUCUGCAUCCCCGGUAGUCGGUUUUUUCCGAGUAAAUACAACAGAAAAAUAAAGGCACUAAAAAUGGAGAUGGAGAGGAUGUUAAUGGAGAUCAUUGGAAGCAGAAAAGAGGGCGUGGAGAUAGGAAGAAGCAGUGGAUAUGGAAGCGAUUUGUUGGGAAUGCUAUUGAAGGAGAUGCAGAGAAAGAGAGACGAUGGAUUCAGCUUAGACUUGCAGCUCGUAAUGGAUGAAUGCAAAACUUUCUUCUUUGCUGGCCAUGAUACCACUUCUCUUUUGCUCAGCUGGACCUUCAUGUUGCUCGCUACUAACCCUUCUUGGCAACAAAAGGCUCGUGCUGAAGUCGCCCAAGUUUGCAACGGCCGACUUCCCUCGGUCGAACUUCUCCCUAAGCUCACUUUGCUGAACAUGGUGAUAAACGAGUCCCUAAGGCUUUACCCACCGGCCACGGUGCUACCGAGAAUAGCGUUCGAGGACAUAAAGAUAAGAGAUUUAGAGAUCCCGAAAGGGCUAUCAGUAUGGAUACCAGUGCUUGCAAUUCAUCACAGCGAGGAGCUGUGGGGAAAAGACGCAAACGAGUUCAACCCAGAGAGGUUUGAGUCGAAAGCAUUCAGUGGCGGGCGGUUCAUUCCAUUUUCCAGCGGACCAAGGACCUGCAUCGGCCAGGGGUUCGCGUUGAUGGAAGCUAAGAUCAUAUUGGCUAUGUUACUCUCCAAGUUCAGCUUCACUAUUUCCGACACUUAUCGCCAUGCUCCUGUUGUUGUUCUCACCAUACAGCCUAAGUAUGGAAUUCAAGUUUGCCUCACUCCAUUGCCUUCUUGAACCUUUCUUUGAA
Cucurbita moschata (crookneck pumpkin) is the source of this 1604-nucleotide messenger RNA. RefSeq names its product cytokinin hydroxylase-like. Gene Ontology annotation, molecular function: oxidoreductase activity, acting on paired donors, with incorporation or reduction of molecular oxygen; monooxygenase activity; heme binding. The record is from RefSeq and is a predicted model, not a curated record. NCBI's taxonomy places the organism in Eukaryota, Viridiplantae, Streptophyta, Magnoliopsida, Cucurbitales, Cucurbitaceae. The coding region runs from base 41 to 1591 and encodes 516 amino acids. The transcript is spliced from 5 exons.